GAACGACUGCAAAUCCCCAAAUCCAAAUCACCUGCAAAUCCCAUGGCUUCUCUAAUUAGGAAUCUGAAGAUAAGAUCAAUUUUCUUGUAUUCCACUCUCAAUUAAUCGACCAGGUUUCUUCAAUUACGAAAAUUUUGGUGUGUUCCACUCUCAAUUAAUCGAUCAGAACAUUCAGAAGCUAAGCUAAUGGAUUCAAGAGUUCAACCAGAGGAGGAAGCUUUAGAAGCGAAUUUGAUUGAUGAUAUUGAUGCAAAUGGGUAUUUAGUCGUACAUAGCGAUUCCGAUGUUGAAGUAGAGAAUAUAAAAGAUUUUAAGUUUGAGAAAGAAGUAGAUGAUAAUGUGAUCGGGCAGGUAUUUGAUACUCUUGGUGACGCAUAUGAUUUCUACAAUCGCUAUGCAUUUGUACAUGGGUUUGGAAUACGUAUUCGUUCGACUUUUAAGGAUAAGACAACAAAUGAACCUUAUAGGAGGAAAUAUGUAUGCAACAAAGAGGGGUUUAAAGAUUUAAAGCGUGAUAGUUCUAAAGGAGAUGUCAAACGUCGUAGGGAAUUAAGGACCGGAUGUGAAGCAUUUCUUAGGAUUUCAAAAGGUAAAGAUGGAAAAUGGCUAGUAGAUAAAUUUAAUGAUUCACACAAUCAUGAACUAACUAUUACUCCAACCAAAGUUAUGAAACACCGGUCUCAUGAGAAGUUUCACCGCGCAGAAGCUUGCAAAUCUCUAAUGUCAGAACUUAGUCAAUCCGGGUUGAAGCCUAGUCAAAUCUGGAAGGUCGUGAACACCAUGAAAAGUCCAUGUGAAAAUGAUGUCACAUCAAAGCAAUGUGCUGAUAUCUUAGCUGUUGAACGGAAACAAUACAAAGGCAAGGAGUUCUAUGGGCUUAUUAAGCAUUUCCAAGAUAAACUAAUAGAAGAUCGAAACCUCUAUUUUGUUGUGGAUUUAUCUGAGGAUGGAUCUCCAAGAAAUAUUUUUUGGGCUGAUGGGAGAUCAAGAGACGCGUAUAUCAAGUUUGGAGAUGUUGUUGUGUUUGAUGUCACAUACAUGACCAACAAAUUUAAGAUGCCAUUUGCUCCUUUUGUCGGGGUAAAUCAUCAUCGCCAGUCCAUACUUUUCGGUGGUGCGCUAUUGGAGAAUGAGAAGCAAGACACUUUUGAAUGGUUAUUUAAAAAUUUCUUGAAGUGCAUGUUUGAUAAGUAUCCCUCAGCGAUGAUUACAGAUCAAGAUAAAGCUAUCUGCAAUGCAAUACAAAGUGUUUUUCCAAACACUCGACAUCGUUAUUGUUCAUGGCAUAUUAAGAAACAUGAGACCGAACAUCUUCGACCUCUAAAAGUUCAUUAUAGUGACUUUGAAGAGUUACAUAGGCAGUGGGUAAAGAGUAAUACAAUUGAAGAAUUUGAAAGUCGUUGGGAAUUUUUAUGUGGUAAAUAUAAUUUUCAAAGCGGCAGUUGGAUAAUGGAGAUGUAUAACCAACGUAAAUAUUGGGCUAAAGCCUUCUUGAAAGAUUGUUUUUUUGCUGGCAUGACAUCAAGCGGAAGAAGUGAGAGUAUUCACUCUUUUUUUGAUGGAUAUGUAAAUUCCAAGACCAUGUUGAAUGAGUUCGUAAUACAGUAUGAUAAAGACUUCAAGACCAUGAACUCCAAGCCAGUUCUUUCUUCUGUUAAUUUGAUAGAGGCAAAAGCGAGUUCACGUUACACAAGAAAUCUCUUUGAUGUAUUCAAAAAGGAAUGGAUUGAAGCUACCUUCAAUUUAACUCAUGAGACCAUAAGCAAGACUUCUGAAGAAAUCAUAUAUAAGGUUGGACAACUGGAUAUAGAUAAAAUAUAUUGGAGAAAUGUUAACUUCCGUGCCUCAGAUAAGAUGGAUGUUACAUGUUCAUGUGCAAAGUUUGAAACAUAUGGGAUAUUAUGCAAGCAUAUCUUAUAUGUCUUGAAGAAGAGACAUGUUGAAACUCUACCUGAUUAUUAUAUUUUACCUAGGUGGACUCUAGAUGCAAGGUAUAAGGUGGAUAAUUGCACUAUUGGGCUCGAAGACACACAUAAUGAGAAUGAAGUAAGUGGGUUAACUUUAUGGUAUGUUCAAUCAAAUUUUAGAAAAAGCGAUCGAACAAGCAAGAGACUCCCCGACUGAGAUAAAGAAAUUAAACAUUAUCCUUUUGAAUUUUUUAGAAGAGCAAAGUAUUCGAACAAGGUCGAAACAAUUAGAGACCGCUUCACAAGAUUCUAUGGCUGGAAGCUCUCAAGUGAACAUGAUACCUCAAAUUUCUAUUCGGGAUCCACUAGUCCAUACUAAUACUAAAGGUCGACCUAAAAGUGCAACUAGAAUCAAAUCAUCCCUUGAAGCACCAAAAAAGAGAGCUUGUUCUCACUGCAAGAAACUGGGUCAUUACAUCAGCAGUUUUCCAAAAAAGAUGAUGGAAGAAUCGUUACUAGAAAGAGAAGGAUGAAAUGUGACUCGGCUGGAAGAAUCAGCAAGUUUGCAAAUUUGUUAUGGUGGCACUAGUUUCAGUAUUGUAGAAAGUAAUUUUUUUUUUGUAGUUUUGCAAUUUCCUUUAUUAC
Molecule: messenger RNA, 2552 nt
Organism: Helianthus annuus (common sunflower)
Lineage: Eukaryota; Viridiplantae; Streptophyta; Magnoliopsida; Asterales; Asteraceae
Product: protein FAR1-RELATED SEQUENCE 5-like
Exons: 3
Coding region: 187-2124 (645 amino acids)
Biological process (GO): regulation of DNA-templated transcription
Molecular function (GO): zinc ion binding
Source: RefSeq, a predicted model, not a curated record